Molecule: messenger RNA, 10592 nt
Organism: Haliotis rufescens (red abalone)
Lineage: Eukaryota; Metazoa; Mollusca; Gastropoda; Lepetellida; Haliotidae
Product: Ig-like and fibronectin type-III domain-containing protein 1
Exons: 37
Coding region: 434-5251 (1605 amino acids)
Molecular function (GO): protein binding
Source: RefSeq, a predicted model, not a curated record
AAUUGUGUCACAGGUAACUUUGACAGGCCAGUCAGGUGUAUAUGUCACUCCGCUGUAAAUACAUGGUCUGUCACGCUCUGUUAACUGUGUCAAAGUGCGUACAUCUUUCAACACUUUGCCAACCGGGCUUGUUAUAUGAUAUAUGUUAGUGGGCAAGUCGUGCAACGUUGAACAUUCUGGCACACCUGAGGAGGGUGUUACCUGUGAAACGGAAAAACUGCCUUUCCAGCGUCUGUGGAUGUUUACAUUACAUGUGAAGUCGUAGCGGCCGAACUUACCCCGUCGAUAAUUGCAGCUUUCUCCGGGUCUCUCGCAGUCGUUCUUAUCUUUACCACACAUCUCUAGUGAUCGGAUAUUAGGUGCUUAUCUAGGAUGGAAACCUGUUGACCAGGUCUGAACGUGAUACCUUCACAUUGCAGUAUUUCUGCACAGGAUGAUGAUAAGUGCAACCCUCAGGAUGGUUGAAAUUCCUUUAUUGACGUGCAUUAUUGCAGCUGUUCUUACCUCAGUAUCCGGGGUUCCAACCAUGCUGACUCCACCAGGGACCGUGACAGGAACUGUCGGAGGGACUGCCAUUCUGAAGUGUCAAGUCCAAGACUUGGGAGAAGCCACGAUUAACUGGUUAUUUGUGGAACACAAUACUCAAAUAUCUCAAGGAAGGACUGUCCUGGUUACAAUGCAAGGGAAAUACGGGUUUUUAUCUCCUAUUGACAAUUCAGCAGCUCGGCAGUUGAAUCUCCAGAUAACAGAUUUGAAGAUAACAGACGCCGGCCAAUAUCGGUGUUACGUGAGUGGGACAACCAGUAAGGUGGCAGUGAUUCAGAAACUUCAAGUGCAAGGUGCACCUUACCUGCCAAAAAUCACUCCAGAGCCAGCAAACUUCACAGAUUGUUGUGUCCAACAGAACGUGUCCGCGUCCUGCCUGCCCGCCUGCACACCUGGCGUUGUCAGUCAGGCCUCGUUGAACCCACUCCAGGCGUGUCCCCUUGACCUAAACAAGCUGCUACACUGCUUCUCCGAUUCGCGGAACCAUGCCAGCUGCUGUCACCGUCGCCUCAUCCCUGACAUCUGCACUGACUUCUGCAUGAACAACCCCCCUCCACUCACUGUCAGCCACCUGGUGUGCCUCAACAUGACCACCGAUAUCAUCUCUUGCUUUGAAGAAGGACAAGUUUUGCUGCCUGGUCCACCAACAGAGGUCUCUGUGCUGUCACUUCCUAUCAACAUCAUUCUGGUCAACUGGCAUCCUACCACUAAAAACCCUUCUGUUGUGACAAACUACAGGGUGUCCUACAAGCUGACGUCGUCAGAGGUUUAUAUGUCAUCUGGGUUGAUUUCUGCUAACGCCACCCAGUACACCCUGAUGGGCCUGGAGGGGGACAAGGAGUAUGUGAUCUAUGUGACAGCCAUUGGUCAGUACGGGUCCAGUCAGCCCUCCGAGAGACAUGUGACCACGACCAGCAUGGGUACACCCACCACCAAUCAGUCGGCUGAUAUCAAUGCCUGUUGCCAGAAUCGCGGUGUCUCGACGUACUGUCAGGUCAAACUCUGUCAGUCUUCCACCUGGCGCAUGCUCAACCCAGACUCGCUCUCCCAGUGUUACUCCCAGCUUGACAACAUCUUCCAUUGUCUGGCAGGAGGACGUAACCACACCCCGUGUUGUAUGAGUAACAAAGUCCCAGAUGUGUGUCUUGGACUCUGCAGUGGGUCGCCCCCACCCCUCUCCUGGAACCACACCCAUUGUGUCCUUCAUAUGCACAUCAUAAAUGCCUGUGUACAGCAGGGAUACAGUAACUUGCCAAGUGCUCCCCGCUUCGUGGCUUUGAAGUCUGUGACAAGUUCCACUGCUGAAAUAGAGUGGUCUGCCCCUUUAGGGUCGGCCGUUGUCAAGAAUUACCUCGUCCAGACGAAAGAAAUUGGAGUUGAAGCGGACUUUGGUCAUACGGAGGAGGUCAUGCAGAUGGUGGUGAAAUUGACCAACCUUAAGGCAAACACAGAAUAUGCGGCCCGUGUCAUCGCUGUUGGCGAAACUGACAGCAGUCUCCCAUCAGAGACUGUUGUUUUCUUCACUUACUCAGUUAUCCCGCCACCUGAUACAAGUGUAGCAACAAUACACAAUUUUUCUGCCUGCUGCAUCGACAACAACGUCCAGUCCAGCUGCCAGCCUGCUUGUACCUACGACACAAGAUCUAUCCUUGACUUCUAUGGGCAGAUAGACAAAUCGAUCGCAUGUGUUGGGUCUCUGAAGUCCAUUCUUACCUGUGCCUCAGAUGGUCGGGAUCAUGUGAACUGUUGUAAGCAGCGUUAUGUGAGUGACGUGUGUCACAUGUUCUGUAACUACACAGACUCCUCACCCCCACUGGACUUCAGCCACGUGACGUGUCUCGCCCAGAUGGACCUCAUCAUCCAGUGUUACACAGAGGGAGUGUUGUACCUACCCAAGCAUCCCGUCAAGGUGGAAGUUGUCAACAAAACCAAAAACACGGUGAUUGUGGCUUGGGAGAGGGCGCAAACUGGACCCAGUGUGGACUACUACACCGUUGCCUACACACCAGACCUCCUCACUUGGACCAGGGAAAAUGUUACAUCCACUUCAUAUAUCCUGCAAAACCUCGACCCUGGCACCAUGUACACAAUUGAGAUUAUCUCCGUAAAUGACAACGGCACCAGCCCCCCCAGCAACAGGGUCAGCGUGUACACCGACACUGGAGCAGUGCUUCCUCCCCUGGUCAUCAAUGGUACUGUUGUUGACGGAAGAGUCAUCUGGGCGGAUAAAUCAGAGUGUUGUUUUAGGAACAACAUAUCGUCGUCUUGCACUGCUCUAUGUACAGGCCAGGCCAAUGACACGUAUGAAAUGUGUUUCGACGACAUCGCCAUCAUACUUGCAUGUGCCUCAGAUGGCAGGGAUCAUCGGCCAUGUUGUCAACAGAUUGGGGUUCCAUCAAGUUGUCUGUCCUUCUGUCAAGGUCAUAUCACCGGGAAGAACUUUGUGACUGCUGCAUGCAUUGCUUGGACAAACCACAUUACAGGCUGUACCUUGGAUGGAGCAAGGGUGGUGCCAUCGGAACCACAAAACAUGACUGCUGAGCUUGUUUCUAGUGGAGUGAUAAAGAUAACGUGGAAGCCUGCAGCGCAGAACUGUGCCAACAACAGCUGCCGCUACAGCGUCCAUUACUGGGAAGGUGAUCCCUACAGGUGGGGUGGGCCGGGAUCCACAAGCAAAGAGAAUGUCCAGAGUCCCUACAACCUGAGGGGCCUGGAGACCAACAAGUUUUACCGUGUGUCAGUAUCAGCACAGAACCAGUAUGGCGCCAGUCGACUGGCCCCGCCUCAGACCGUCUUUACAAAUGACUAUGGAAUACAAGACAUAAGCAUCAGUGUGAGUCCUGAUGGAGUUGUGGAUGUGGGUGAUCCCGUGAAGAUGUUCUGUGAUGUCAUCGCUGACCCCACCGCAAACAUCACCUGGACGAAGGACAGGAAGGUGGUUGGUACUGCAAGGAGGCUGGCUCUAAGAUCCAUCAAGGAAGCUGACAGUGGCUCGUAUACAUGCACCGCAUCCAACAGGGCUGAAUCAAAAUCACUCACAGUUCACUUGUCCGUCAGAUUUAAGCCCAAGGUUGUUGAAAACCGAGAUGACACUGUGGCUCCAAAAGAGAAUCUAACAGCAGUGAUAUCUUGUUGGUUUUCUGGCUUCCCUGAUGUUAACAGCAUAAAAUGGAAGAAAAACAACAAGAUCUUUAGAGCUUCUUUACCCAAGGUGAAGGCGUAUAAUGAAGUCAGAGGUCACACAGGAAUAACAGUGGCACAGCUACGGAUCAAGGACGUUGUUGGCGGAGACUAUGGUGAUUACAUCUGCUCCGCAAGUAAUAAGUAUGGGUCUGCCACUGGAGCUGUGAAACUGAUAGAUCCAUUUGCUCCGACCCGUCUGCAACCGGCCAACAGAGUGACCAAUGUCACAGCUUGCUGUAUACAGAAGAAGAUUGACCCUGACUGCAUGGUAGCAUGUUCCUUUGACGUGGACAUUGCCGCCAUCAUCAACAGACCAAACCUGUUCAAGUGUCUGAACUUUCUUCCCACUUUUGUACAGUGUGCAGCAGAUGGAAGUGAUCAUAGUCAGUGCUGUGAGAAUGAGGGCGUGGCACCCUACUGUCUACCAUUCUGUUCCGGCAAUACUCCAGGGACUGGGAACCCUUUGAGUGAUCCAAAAAUGCUACAGUGUAUUGACCACUCGGACAAGAUCAUUGGCUGUAUGGAAGAAAACAAAAAUAACCUCCCAGAUGCCCCGGUGAUGCAUGCUAAGAUCAAGGACAACAACAUUGAAGUCAGUUGGGACAGACCAACGAAGAAUGGCCAGAAAGUGAAGCAGUACCUGGUGCAUGUACAGGAAGGGAGCGUCAAGAGGGAGCCACACAUUGUGUCCAAGAACUUUUACACUUACACCGUGACCAACAUCAAGGCCUACGUCAACUACACUGUGUGGGUCGUGGCAUCCAAUGACUUUGGUACAAGCCAAACAUCGCAGAUCAGAAACAUAUAUGUGGGAGGCCUGCCGCCCAAUCGCCCAUACGAUCUCGAAUUUGUCUCCUCAACGACCAGGCUGCAGUGGAAGGCUGCAAAAGAUGGCCCAGCUCAGUCAGGAUUUGUUGUGUUCUUCAAGAAAGAAACAGAAUCCACUUAUACUCAGAUCCAUACCAACAACCUAAAUGUCCCUUUCGAGCAGCAACUGGACCUCAACACAGACUAUGAGGCAUAUGUGAAGGCACGGAAUCCAGCUGGUUACAGCAGUGUUUCAAAUACUGUCAGGUUUAACAUUGGAGGAUCCGCUGACGUCUCCCCACUCACGAAAACGUCCGGUCCUUCUGGGGCGCAAGUUGGGUUGGGCGUUGGACUCACCAUCGUCGUCAUAGCAAUCAUCAUUGUUGUGCUGCUCAUCGUUUAUUUGAAGUUGCGCCAAAACAAGAACAAUGCAGCAGCAGAGGCUGUGACAUUUGAGAAUCCAUCCUACGGACGCAGCCAGAUACAGAUAUCCGGUCUGCCUGCAGAGGUAAUGCAGCCAUCCAACCAGUUUUCCUACGGGCGUCUAGACGAGGACUACACAAAUACAGAGAAAGUUGUUCAAAUGGAGAACCCAUAUUCAAGUCUGGACCAAGAUGGCCGCCCAGAGGUGAACGGCAACAAUCCGGCCACCCUUCCUGUUACAACUGAUGAAAUACAAAUACAGACACCUAGCAAAACUGAAUCAUCAACAUGAGAACAUUUGAUUGGCUAUGCAUGGAUGUUGACUGAUUGCGUGGUGUGAGUUGACAUCUUCCAUACACUCUAGAAGAUGAAGCUGUUUGUGACAAAUUUUAUUGAAUGACUGAGAAAUGUUUUUACAUUCUAUUGAAAUUUUAGCACAUAAUUAUUUUUGUUUACAGUUCUUGAAGAUUCUGUAUCUAGAAUGUUCAAAUUUGCUUUUGAUGGAACAUUCUUCUUGUAGAGGAAUAACAAAAAGGACAAAUCAAGUGCUACCAUGUAUAAAUAUUGGCAAAUGAUCAAAUAGCAAUAUUGCUGUAUAGUUUGUAUUUUGAUGACAGCAUCUCUUUGUGUUUACAAUCAUAAGCUCAUCUUCAUGUAUGUCUGCACAUAUUUUGCAAAAUAUUUUUACCUGGUUUAUGACCUCCCCAAAUGACGAUGUCUUGCAUGACUUAAAGAACAUUCCAAACUCAGAUGGAAAUAUUUAUACACAAGACGAAUUUAAAAUGGGGGAUAUAUGGUAUUGGCAGGUUCUACACACAAAAAACGUUUUGUGCUCCUGUUCAUGAAUUAAUAAAAGUUUUAUAUAGAAAAUAUUAGGCACUCAUCGCUUGCCCAUGUUAGGGAGUUCCUUGGGGAAGAAUGGAAACUUGAUAUACUGUUUUGACUAGUUUCCUAUAUACUAGUAUAUCAUUAUUCCUGCGAGUGCUGAGAAAAGGUUUCUUGAAGUAUAUUUCUUGUUUCUCAUGACCUAUUUUUUUUAUGUUUAAUCAUUGUUAAGAAACUACUUUUUCAACUUGAAUUUCAUAUUAUCAUCAGGUUUGCAGGUCAUGCAUUCAUAGUUGGUCCCCAUCUUUUCAUACUUUGAGCCAGAAUAGGUCGCAGGAAUUUAUAAACUAAUCACUUUGUUAUGGAUAUGUCUUUUAGGUCUGUGUGCAAAAACAUUUUUGACAGCUCGCCUGUUUCGGUUUCGGGAUGUCACUUUAGAAAUAUUUCUCAGAGGCAACAGUGUCAGAGGAUGAUGUUGCCUUGAAGGAAGAGUGGUGCUUGUGUUCAUACAUUACUUGUCUCACAAAGCUCUGUAGCAUUGCAUAAUCCGAUCCUGUGUAACCUAGACCACCAAGGACAAUGUCAGCCACAGCACUUCAGAUACUAGUGACACUGAAACUAUUUGAACAGUGGCAUCAUGAAUGAAACUUACAGAAUCACUGAACUCAAUAUAAGUCAUGUCCAAAAUUCAAUCUAGGUCAUGUCUGAACUCAAUCUAGCUCAGGGCUGAUUUCAAUGUAGGUUAUGUCUGGACACAAUCUGGGUCAUGUCUGAACUCAGUCUGGGCCAUGUCUGAACUCACUCUGGAUCAUGUCUGAACUCAGUCUGGGUCAUGUCUUAAGUAGGGGGGGUGGCAAGAUGUGAAACAUGUCAGGUUCAAAAUAAGUGAAGAAAAUAUGAUUUCACCCACCACUGAGUGUCCUAACCAGCUUGGAUGUAACCACAUCAAACGCAACACAAUCUUGGAAAUUAUGCUUAUUGUGCAUGAUCAAGUGUCACAACAGUCAUAGUACCAGUAGUGCUUCCAGAUGUUUCUUACAUAGAUUGUUUUUAGAUAAUGAUCCGAUUUUGUUAUAUUAAUAUACAACUUAUUUUGCUUUUACAUAACUUUUAACAAUAAAUAUUGAUGCUAAUUAUAACCAGUGAAAACAGUGUCAUGCUGUUUGAAGUGUCAUUUUUACCUGUGAACUAAAUUAUCUAAAGGUUCAAUUAUGUUCAUUGCUGAGAAGCUUGUUAAUAUAGGCAAUCUCCUGAUGUUCAAACUCUUCCAGCUCUACAAGUCAGCCCAGAUCUCGGCUUCCUGCAUCUUCCCGAGGGAAGAGAGUUAACUGACUUCACCAUUGUAAUGUUUUCAUUUCCUGCUUUUUUUAUGAACAUGUUUGUUACAAUGUAUAGUCAGGGUGAACUAUGUAAACCACAUGUCAGUGCCAACCAUAUGUAAACUUGGUGCACUUACACACAGUUAAACCAGAGGUCAUUCACUCACUCUUUAUUUUUAUAAGGCUUGUGCUCAGUUGGAUGAAGGGACUUUUGCUACAGAAUUGGAUGGGAGGGGGAGACAACUCAUGCAUGCCUCAAAGAUGACCCUUCCCUAAAGCCAAUCCAUUUGUUUUUAAAUCUUCCCAAAAGCAGUUUCAUGACAGCCAUUAUGAUACUAAAGUAGUUCCCUGUUGUGUAAACCAUAGAAAUAAUAUUUCAUGAAUAUAUUCCAGUAAACGUCCUCGUAAGAUUCUUCUCCAGAAUCUUGCCUAACAGACCCUGAUAUGUACGACAUGCAGUCCCUGAAAUGUCAUUUCUCUUUUCAAACUAUACUUGGGUAAUGCAUUUUCUGCAUGCUCUACUGCACCUCACAAUAUCACAGUACCCGGUAUGUCUCUAUCUUUUUUCACAUUUAUUUUACAAGGAAUUAUUUUGUUUGUCAAUUUUUUUAUGUACCGAUACGAUGAAUGUGACAUUAUUGUUUUGAAUCUCAUGUAUUCUAUUUUGCUGCUUUCGAGCAUUUAAUACAUAGCAAUACAGUUUUUACCUGACACAAACCGUUGUGAUGCUUGCAUCAACUUUUUACUGAUCUGACUGCAAUACAAACUUAGCCUAACCUUGGAGCUUGGAGCUCGAGUCCUCCCUCAGUCUCAAUACUUUCUACUUUUAUCUAUGAUGUUAAUACUCAGUGUAUUUACAAAGUUAUAUUUUUGAUUAUGCAGAAUCUCUCAUAACUUAUAGUUCUAGUUGUAGUAGAUAACUUAUGCAAUUUCAUUUUGUAAUCUUAUGAAUAGUUUGUGUGAAUAAUAUCUUACAGAUGUGAUAUAUUCACUGUACAUAUAUAGGGGUGCAACGAUAUGAUACGUAUCUCGAUACACUGGUCACAUAAUGAUAUGUAUCUCGAUACACUGGUCACAUGAUGAUAUCUAUCUCAAUAUGUCAGUAUAACAAUACAAACACAUGAAAUUGAAAAGUUUGUUUUUUUAUUUCUUAAAGAAGACAUAAAGUCACUUACAUGACACUCAACUGAUCUUGUAGCAGAAACAGUGAGAAAAUCCUCUUAUAUCUGUCCCGAAAUACAGGUCCGUUUGUAUCUUGUUUUGUAUCAAAGAUCGUGUUUCGGUGUAUCGUUUCACCCUUAGCGAUAUACUCACUGUACAGAUGUGACAGGAUCAUUGUAAAGAUUUGAUGUUUUCACCAUACAGAUGGGAUAUAUUCAAUGUACAAAUUUGAUGUAUUCACCAUACAGAUGGGAUAUAUUCACUGUACAAAUGUGAUAUAUUCACUGCACUGAUCCAAUAUAUUUACUGCACAAGUGUAAUAUAUUCAUUUUAUUGACUUUAUUUUUAAAUGCUUCUCAUCUUGACAUUUAAUUCUCUCUAUAAAAGCACAUGUGAUGUAUAUUUUGACCUUCAUGGAAAGGUGAGUGACUUCAUAGAUUGAAUAUAUAUUCGUCCAUUAGAUGUAGAGUAUUAUUUUCCUGAUUAAUUAAUCAUUUCAGACAAAAACAAUUCUUUGGGAUUUGUCAUUUUAUGAGUUAAUGUUAUCAUCUGAUGUUAUCGAAGAUGUGAUUUUAUCCUGUGUUGUGUACAUAUUUUCUUUUUCUAAUUCAGUGGUCAUCAAAUUGUACAUUUACUUCUGUAUCAUCAUUUAUGAAUGCUAAAUUCUAAAUCUUUGGAUAUCUUUUUCUUUCACAUACUUACAAUGUUACUUACACAGUAACAACAAAAUAAUAUUCUGAAAAAGGUUUUGUACCUUUACAACAUAGCAAGUCUGUACUCUGAUCAUAGGUGAUUUAUUACUGCCAAUGCAGCUGACCUGACUACAUGUGAAUACAAUUCCUGUUCUUUGCCAAAAUAGGACCAGCCAUGUUCAUUUCUUGUUUUAAGAGGACUUUGCCCUGAACUUUGCAUUAGUAAAAACAAAUACAAAUGCUGUUAUUGACAAAUUUUUGUUUUAGUUUUUAUCUAAAAAAAAUGUUUCUCUGUGCAGAGUUGCCUCCCUUACCAGGGUAAUCCACAAGCUCCUCACAGCGACAUCCCAUUCGUGGAGGUCUUUAUACUAUCGCUGCCACCAAUCAAAGCUCCCCACUGUUAAAGGUGGCUACAACCAUGCUUGAAGUUGAACUCACAGCCGACUGACCGUUAUGUUUACAAACAAGUGAUGACUGCCGUGAGGCAAAAUACUCUUACCCCUGCUAAAUUAUUUUCUUUGUUUGUCAAUUUGAAUUUGUUUAAUUACAACUCUCAUGUAAUUGAUAUAGUAAUUUAUAUUAGUAUAGUAAUGUAAGGGGGGAAGUUGAUUGAUUUUCUAAUCGUCUGCAAUCUUGAACAAACCAAGUUCCACUUGGUGAUUAGCAAUUUGAGAAUAAAUAACAUGUCCAAUGCAAUAAUAUGCAAGUUCCAUGUAUAAAUGGUAGCAUACACUUGUGCCUUGUGAAUAUCUCAGAGUCUAACAUGUACAGCCGACAGUCACCUGCUUCCAUAGUCUGACACAAAUCAGAAAAUGUCACUGUGGUACCUUACUUGUGAUUCCUUUGUUUUAAUGUUGGUUUCCCAUGAUUACUAUGUUGUGAAUAUGAGAUCUGUGUGCAGUGCUUAUUGCAUCAAUAUCACUUUUGUGAACUUGUCUUUAAUAUAUACAUGUACAAACAUAGUAAUUUCAAAAUCAAAUAUUGAUUCCUUAAAAAAAAAGACAGCCCCAGGCUUAAAGGCAUAAAAAAUACCUCAACAAUUAGGGAUUAUGAAAACACUAGCUGUUGAGAUAUUCAUAUUCUUUAACCAAUUUGGGAGUGUUAUACAAAAAGGGGUCAUUAUGGUUGAUGUCUCUAACGUAAACUCAUGGAUACCAAACCGUAUUAGGACCUAGCACUAGUACUAUUGUCACAACCAACAGCAUUCAUAGGACCAGAAAAGUUUUAUGCCUUACUUAUAUUUUUCAUAAUAUAGACAGGUGACUUAAAUGAAUAGGUUUCUAUGACAUCGUAGCCCCCAAAAUAAAUGUUGAAACCUGUAUGAUGGCUCUUGAAUCUUAAAAACCUUUUCAACCCACUUUAUUAAUUAUCAAACAAAUAACUCAGGUUAUUAAUUUUUUACACCUGAUUUCAUUUUAUGAAUAGCACAUUUUCUCAAUGUAAUAUAUUAUCAUUAAGGGGGAGAGAAAGGGUAAGUUCAGAAUCUCUAUUGACAUAUUGCUCAAUGGAAACUUUACAAAAGAGUUUUGACAAAUAUUGACUUUCAGAAUAACCUGAAGCAAAUGCCAUUGUUUUAUGUACAUGUGUGACAGCAACCAAACAUUCCAUUUCAAUGAAUAAACUAUUUUAUCAGAAA